Sebastes umbrosus (honeycomb rockfish) is the source of this 5124-nucleotide messenger RNA. It is a transcript of the gene scaf1, whose product is annotated as SR-related CTD-associated factor 1. The record is from RefSeq and is a predicted model, not a curated record. Lineage: Eukaryota; Metazoa; Chordata; Actinopteri; Perciformes; Sebastidae. Bases 282 to 4403 code for a protein of 1373 amino acids. Gene Ontology annotation, molecular function: RNA polymerase II C-terminal domain binding. The transcript has 6 exons.
UCCCAUCAUGCUUUGCGGUCCGGUGUGAGGGGAAGCAAGAUGGCGGUCAUUAAUGGAAUGGGGCUGCUACAUCAACGGCUGCUGUUGCGCUAUUAAAACUGCAAACUAACAGCAGUCGGUGCUGAAUUAACGGUUCAUUUAAUGCGAUGCAAGACGGUGGCUCUGAGCUGAGGCGGCAGAUUACCGGACUACAGGUUUAUUCCUGGAUUCCACUUUUCCAGCGUGGCUACCAACCUCCAGGACCCACUGUCUGACUUCUGCACCACUAGUUUCCCUGGCCCAUGGACUUGACUCCAGCAUCAGGCUUCAAAAGGAGGCCUGCUGCCUCCUCUUCCCCAAGUGGAGUUAAAGAGAUCGCUAGGAGCCCUCCUCCCCGCUCGCCCUCCUUGUCUCUGUCAUCUCCUUCAUCUGAUCCGUCUUCACCUUUGUCUACGUCCUCCUCUGUCUGUGUCAACUCAUCGGUUAAUCAGAACAAUGUAAAAGGCCAGACCCAAGGGACAGAGGUGGCCAGGGUCUCCUCCACUUCUGCCUCUCUAGCCACGCAGUCUCUCUCCACACUUACGCCCAACACCACCUUCUCAGAAUUCUUCCCUCACAGUUCGGUGCAGCCACGUGUUGAUUGUGAAGAAGAGGGUGGGAAAAGGGAGAUGUAUGAUCCUUUCCAUCCAACUGAGGGAGUGAAGGGUGAGGAGGAGGGGGAAGGGGAGAAAUAUGACCCCUUUGACCCUACUGGUUCUCCGGCAUCAGACGCCGAUGAUGGAGGUGGCAAAGUGAGGGGGUUGAAGAGAAAUGCUGAGAGAGGAGAUGAUGAGGAGAAAGAGGAAGAACCCCCGGAUUCCACUGACACCUUGACUGACCUGUCAAGCCCCCGUCUGGCCACCCAGCUCCCUCUGAGGAGGAGAGUAGACUGUCGCAAAGCCAAAGCUGUGGCGCGGAGGGACAGCGCCGACUCUGAUCACUCCGAGAUAGAGGAAGGGGAGAUCGUUGGGGCUGUUGACAGAGAUGGAAGCAAUAAGAGACCAGCUGGAGAAAUCCUCUCCAUCAAUUCUCCCAGCGUCUCCUUCUUUGGUUCAAAGCCAGAGCGCAUCCUGCGGGUGCUGGACGGGGAUGGCUUUGUGUCUGUGCGUGCAGAGAGCAACUGGGAGGUGGACAGGGAGCCUGAGGAUGAGCCUGUGGUAGGAAUGGAGGAUCUGAGAAGGAAGCUGGUCAGCAGACGGAAAGAGAGAUAUCUCUCCUUUCCUGCGUCUUCCUCCCUCUCUCCUCAGCCACCGCCUCCUCCCUCCAAUCCUCCAGCUUCUGCACCCUCUUCCCCUCUCACACCUCCAGUAGAACAAGGCAGCAAGAACCGCAGCAAGUCCUCCAAGAGUUCCAAGGACCGCGACCGACAGAAGAGCAGGGAUGGGAAGGCUGGAGAGAAGGAGGAGAGGAGAAAAAAGAGUAGGAAAGACAAAGAGGGAGGUCGGGAGAAGAGCAAAGAAAAGGAGCAAGGGCACAAGACUGGGAAGGAGGUUAAAGGAAGGAGGAGUAGCAGAAGCAGUAGCCGGAAGAGGAAGAAAAGACAGCACAGCAGCCCAGAGGCCUCGAGAUCCUGCAACUCUUCAGGAAAAGGGGGUCACACUAGACCCCCUUUUUCAAGUCCAUCUGAAGAAAGACACCGAGAGAAGGAAGGAGAUAAAGACAGAGAGAGGGAUAGAGACAGAGGUAGAGAGAGAGACAGGGAUAGAGACAGAGAGCAAAAUCGGACCAGCAGCCAUAGACGAGAUGACAGAGAUCGAGAUUCUAGCUCCAGAAAAGAGGAGAGGGACAGGAAGGGAAGACAGCAUUCAAGCAGCAUAGAGCAGGGCAUUUCAAAGAGGUCCAAAAGAAGCAGGGAAAAGAGGGAAGAUGAUAGAGACAUGCCGCGGGAUAGGGAACGGCAUCGGGACGGCCGUCCUGUUGUCCCACCAUCUAUCCAAGACCUCAAUGGGUCUGACCUCUUUGCCAUCAAGAGAACCAUCACCGUCACCACCACCACAACGACCACCACCGUACCCGGCUCCCCAAGACUCACCCCGACCUCUCCCUGUCGGCCCACGCUGGACUCCGACAAGCCCCACAAGAGGAAGAAGAAGAGAAAAUGGAACUCAGCUGGAGAGAUGGAUGACCGGGGAAGUUGUCGCAGCCAAUCACAGUCGCUCUCACCACCAAGGUAUCAUAGCUACGAGUCGGACCGCUAUUCAGACAAAUUGGAGAUCGACGUGUUGUCUUUGGACGGUGAGGCUAUGGACUCAGACUACCCAUCUUUGGAGGAUACACCCCCUGCUGCCCUGCCUCCAGAACCACCUGUCCCUAGCCCCAAAACUAAAGCUACCCCCAAGACUGGACGACAUCACCCGAAAAAGAAAUCUCACGCAUUAAAGAAAAUUGGCCAAUCCUCCUCCUCCUCAUCCUCCUCCAAUAGAACCAAAAGCAAAUGCCUCUCCUCACUGACGGUCACUUCAGGCUCCGCCUCCGCCUCGUCUGGCCUCCCCUCAGCGAAGCGAGUCAGGAAGAUGGGAAAGGACAAAGACCGGGUCAAAGGCAGCAGAAAGGAUUUGGGUCACUCUGGCAAAUCCAAGAAAGACAGCGGUGGCAGUCGGAAAGGCAAGCUUCAGUCGAAAGUGUCUGUGCUGGUGCGUGAGGGCGUGAGCAGCACCACGGGGACUUCGGUUGGCUCUGGAAAGCUGGGCAUGGACCUCCUGGGGCCAGGAGGUACGGGAGGGGGUGCUGGGGGCUCUGUGGUGGGUGGCUCAAUUGCAGUAGUCUUCUGCAGGGACAAUGAGAGCAGGUCUCCGUUCCUCAAACCAUGCUCCGAGCCACUGUCACUGGGCAACCGCGGUAAAGAUCUGGCCGGUAUGGGAAAGCGAGGCAGCCUGGUUGCUCCACCAUCCUCCUUAACCAGUCCUGCAGGUAUGAAAUCCAAGAAAACAAAACCGAGCUCCAUCACAUCCACCUCCUCCUCCGCCUCUUCCCCCUCGUCAUCUCUUGCAACUAAACGCCGCCGUCGCCUGGCCAAGAAGACAAGAGAAAAGGGUGGAGCUGUGGGGUUGACGGCUGGAGACGGCAACCAAACAAAAGCCACAUCCGAGGGCUGGGGUGGAGCCUCCUUAGAUGUUCAGUCAGCCAUUGGAGAUGGGAGCAAGUCAGUCAGUCCACAUACUGGCCAAGCUGGUCCUGCACCCUGUUCUUCCUCCUCCUCUUCCUCCUCCUCCUCCUCCUCCUCCUCUACCAGUGUGCUCCCACCCUCCUCCUCGCCACCCCACACGCCUCCACCCUCUAUGGCUCCUUUGCGGGACACCAGGGAGUCUUCGCCAGACUCUCAGACCGUGGACAGCAGCUGCAAGACUCCAGACCCUUCUUUCCUAGCCGAGGACUGUCCAAGCCAGACCAGCCCCACACUCCCGGCGUCCAGUCCGUCCAGCCUGUCCACCCCCCAGGGAGCCGGCCUCAGCAUUGCCUUGUCUACACCCACUGCCAAGCCCCCUCCUCCAGACGACGCACCCAAAUCCCUGGCCUCACCUCCUUGCUCGUCCUCUUCGGCAGGAUGCGGUCUCUCUUCCCUUUCUCUGCCUCUGUCUUCUUCAGACCCCUCCUCCUCCUCUGUGUCCUCUUCGUCCACUAGCAAGCCUCCUCCGCCCCCUCCCCCAGCAGCGCCUGCCCUCCCCUGGAGUCUGCAGACCGGGGUGGACUGUACAACUGGAGGAGUCCUAGCAUUGACAGCUCUGCUCUUCAAAAUGGAGGAGGCCAAUAUCGCCAGCAGAGCGAAAGCACAAGAGUUCAUUCACGCAACCAGCCAGAUCCUCUCACAGGCCAAUCAGAGCCAGUCCCAGCAGCUCGCCCCUCCCUCCUCAUCCUCCUCCUCACAGAUCCCUCCUCCUCCCUCUCUCCCUCCGCCUUCUGGUCUGAGCCCGGCCCAGUUCAUCCUCCACGGCUCCCUUCCGUUGGUCGGCUGCACCAAAACCCCACCCUCUCUCCUGCACCCCUCCAUGGGUGGUGGAUGUGCGCAGACCCCGCCCUCCAUCAUGCCCGGGGGCCUGUCGGGAUAUUCCGGGAGCUCUGGUGACACCGGAUGGGACAACGAGAGCAAAGACCCCGAUAAGUACCUGAAAAAGCUGCACACCCAGGAGAGGGCAGUGGAGGAGGUGAAGCUCGCCAUCAAACCUUACUAUCAACGCAAAGACAUCAACAAGGACGACUACAAAGACAUCCUCAGGAAAGCGGUGCAUAAGAUCUGCCACAGCCGCACUGGGGAAAUCAACCCGGUCAAAGUCAGCAACCUCGUAAAGCUGUACGUCCAGCGCUACAAAUACUUCCGGAAACACGGACGCAGAAUGGACGACGAAGAGAGGGACGACAGGGAGCCGGGGCUGUAUUCUUCUGCCUGAUAGGAGACUUUAAAAAGCCCCCCCUCACCACCGCCUUCUGCUCAAGAUGUGGGCCAUCCACUGAUUGUUUUUGUCUCAUUUUCUUUUUUUAUUGUUUUCAUAGCCCACCUUGUCUAUGCUUUUUAUGUGAUUUAAUGGAAGCCUCUCUCCUUCUCUCUCUAUGAUCUCACUGUAAAUAUGUCUCACAUAGAAAAAUGUAUCAUGUCUACGAUGUUCAGGAAGCGGCUGCUAUCAUGCAACACCCGCGUGAUCUAAUACAGUCCAGUACACCGACCCCUGCAAUAAAUCCUGCCUUUGUGAAGCUUAUAGUUUUUAGAUUUUGUUUGACCGUGUCCAUGAGAAAGCCUCGCAGAGGUGGCACUGAUUGCAGGGCUUUGAUUAUUUCAAUAGCAUUGGAUUAGGUGUUCAUGCUACUCUGUCUGCCCAUCACUAUGUGUAUCAAAUAUCCAAGCCGAGGGGCGAUGUAAUACCCGGUUCAUUACACCAAAAUAUGUUGUACAAUAAUGCAAGGACACUACACCACGUUUCCCCUCCCUCCCUCUCCGCAUCUGUCUUUGCAAGACAGUAUGAUGGUUCAAAUACAUCGACGCCUCUCAGUUGAAGUUCUUUGAAUUCCGCCGUCUGUUUUGUGUGUGCAUGUGUUACUGAGGUUGAGAAAGUUGCUAAAUCUCUUUAUUAAAAGACUUGACCAACAAAAUAGAACUGUUGCUUGUACGCAAUA